Nannospalax galili (Upper Galilee mountains blind mole rat) is the source of this 2297-nucleotide messenger RNA. Its product is annotated as TSC22 domain family protein 4. The coding region runs from base 652 to 1812 and encodes 386 amino acids. NCBI's taxonomy places the organism in Eukaryota, Metazoa, Chordata, Mammalia, Rodentia, Spalacidae. The record is from RefSeq and is a predicted model, not a curated record. The transcript is spliced from 5 exons. Gene Ontology annotation, biological process: response to osmotic stress; regulation of transcription by RNA polymerase II.
AACAGCCCAGAAAGAGAGAGAGACGGAGAGACAUAGACACAUCCAGUGGGGCCACGCGGGAGGAGCCACUCAAAGGGACCUGGAGCCAACCGGGGGCCGAGUCUCCCCCUUCCGCAGCGUCGGAGAAGACCCGUGGAGUAUCCGCAGAGGCUCCGCCUGGGUUCCACCGUGGAAGCGCGAGUUCCUUCUCUCGUCCACUGCAAACUUUCCACCGAGAUGCCUCUCAGGGUGAGAUGCGGACCCCGGAGAGCACUGGCUAGCGCUUGAUCGCUGCCUGUGGUGGCCUGCACUGCCCAGGGGGCCAGGAGGCCCCAGAAAAAAGACAUCUUUAAGCCCCCAGGUCCUCCCACCCUCCGGAGCUCGGCUCGGAGGCUGAGGCCAGAGAGGUAGCUCAGCUCUGGGGUUUCAGCAGCGACAGCAGCAGGAAAAACCUGCCCCUGCCCCCCUCCCGCCACCUCCCCUCUCCUGAACUCCAGUUACCAACCAGGCACCCCCAGUUCCCAACCAGGCCCUCCUGCCAUGUCGGACCCAGACAUCCCCAGGGGCCCCGAUGUCCCUGCCAUGUGGCCCCCCUGUUCCAGAGGUGCCUGAGCCCCUUUCCAGGAGCCCAGCCCCUCCCCCGCCCCAGCCCAGUCCGGAGCCCCAGGGACCAUGAGUGGGGGUAAGAAGAAAAGUAGUUUUCAAAUCACUAGUGUCACCACGGACUACGAGGGUCCAGGGAGUCCAGGGCCUUCGGAUUCCCCUGCUCCCCCGGCUCCCACUGGGCCGCCACCCCGCCUCCCCAAUGGGGAACCCAACCCUGAUCCAGGAGGCAGGGGCACCCCCCGGAAUGGCUCCCCACCACCUGGAGCCCCCGCCUCCCGUUUCCGAGUGGUGAAGUUGCCCCAAGGCUUGGGAGAACCUUAUCGCCGAGGUCGGUGGACGUGUGUGGAUGUUUACGAAAGAGACCUGGAGCCCUCAAGUUUCGGCCGGCUGCUGGAGGGAAUUCGAGGGGCCUCGGGGGGCACUGGAGGCCGGUCAUUGGAUUCUCGGCUGGAGCUGGCUAGCUUGGGGCUGAGCACCCCCAUCCCACAGCCAGGCCUGUCUCAGGGCCCCACCUCUUGGCUGCGCCCGCCCCCCACUUCUCCUGGGUCCCAGGCCCGCUCCUUCACAGGGGGUCUGGGCCAGCUGGCCGGGCCCGGCAAAGCCAAGGUGGAGACACCUCCCCUGUCGGCCUCUCCACCCCAGCAGCGCCCCCCAGGGCCUGGGACUGGGGAUAGUGGCCAGCCCCUGCCCGCUGUGAAAGUAGAAGUGGAGUCUGGGGGUUCAGCAGCUGCGACCCCUCCACUGUCACGGAGAAGAGAUGAUGUGGUUCGACUGAGGAUGGAGUUGGCUCCAGAGGAGACAGGGCAGGUACCCCCACUUGACUCCCGCCCCAACUCCCCAGCCCUCUACUUCGAUGCCAGCCUUGUCCACAAGUCUCCAGACCCCUUUGGAGCCGCAGCAGCCCAGAGCCUCAGCCUGGCCCGCUCCAUGCUUGCCAUCAGUGGUCACUUGGACAGUGAUGACGACAGUGGUUCCGGGAGCCUGGUUGGCAUUGACAACAAGAUCGAACAAGCCAUGGACUUGGUGAAGUCCCACCUCAUGUUUGCUGUGCGAGAAGAGGUAGAGAUACUAAAAGAGCAGAUCCGAGACCUGGCAGAGAGGAAUGCUGCGCUGGAGCAGGAGAAUGGAUUGCUACGUGCCCUGGCCAGCCCAGAGCAGCUGGCCCAGCUGCCAUCCUCAGGGCUCCCACGGCUUGGGCCCCCAGCACCCAACGGGCCCUCCGUCUGAGCCUCUUUUCCCUCACAAUGUGCCUUUGGGGGCUGCCCCUGCUGCUAGGUGUUGUGCCAGCUGCCUGCCCCCUCUUCCUAUGUAGCUUUAAUGCCCACCCUGAAGCCCCCAAUCCCUAGGGAUGGGAGUCAAAGGCUCAGUAUUGGCCUAUCCCUUCCCACCUGGCCUCCCCAUACCCCAGGCCUCGAUGGAUGAGGGGGAGCUCAGGAGGGAGUGUUUAUUUGGAGCUCCUCAUUCAUGAGAGAACUUAGUUCCCCUCUUCCCUAGGUAUCAGUGUUCUGGGGAGCCCCCCCCCCCAGCAGUAGAUGGUUUGGGAAUAUUUGGAGGUUCCCUGGCAGAUUCCCUACCCCAACCUCAUUCCCUCCAAGUGCCCCCUUCCCUCUGCCCAGGGCGGGGGUGCCUAUAUGGACAGUAUCUUCAACUUCUGGGAUUCAGGUUGUUAUUAAAAUAAUAAUUAUAAUUUUAAAAGUCUGAAGAAACUUGAA